AUGUCUGGUCAAGAUAUAUCACCUGGCUCGGUGAUCACCUUGACCGACGGACGACAGGCCACCGUGCGCUUCAUUGGCAGCACUCACUUCGCAGCUGGAGAUUGGAUUGGCGUUGAAUUGACAGACGCCACGGGCAAGAACGAUGGCGCAGUCCAAGGGGAGCGGUAUUUUGAUUGUGAAGCAGGUUAUGGCAUGUUCAUCCGGCCCACGGCCGUUGGCGCGGUUCUACCACAAGCUCCGCGGGAGAGUAAACAAAGGACCAGAGCCGGUACCAAUGCCACCACCGGCAGGCCAUCCAUCUCGACGGCUGCAAAGAAGCCUCCUGGAGUGCCGCCGAGUGCAGCCAAGCGACAAAGCGUCAAUGCGUCCACCCCUACGCCAGCCCCGAAGAUGGGCGCUCGAUCAUCUUUAAGGUCCCCUACCAAGUCCCCCACAAAACAGCUGUCCUCGGGCGCCCCUGCUCGCCCUUCGAUGGGGGGUGCUGCGCGCACUUCCACCGUGGCAUCUAAUCGGCCCCGACCAGCACCUACCACUCGACCUUCAGUCGGCCCAUCUUCAACUCCAGCCCCCAGAUCAUCACGCCCUUCUGUUUCCGGCUCAACCAGAUCAUCGCGACCGAGCUCUCAGACCAAUGUGUCCGCACCUGCCUUGUCGAAACGACCCUCCGUACGCCAGGUUGCCCCCACAAAAGCAGCAGAUGGGGAAGCCGGAACAAGUGGACCCUCAGAGGAGCCCACAGAUGUUGAAUCUCUAGAUGCCGAGGAUGGACCACACGAUACAGAGAUGGCACCUCCACCAGCCGCUAAGACCCCUCGACAGUCGAUGACUGCUACGCGCCCUGCGGCUGCUCGGCCAGGAGCUGCGACGUCCACAACCCAGCGCCAGGGCCAGAGCACUGCUGUCAGUCGAGAGCUAGAGGAGCUUCAAACCAAGCUUCGUGUGAUGGAAAAGAAACGGUCUGAGGACCGUGAAAAGAUGAAAACCCUUGAGCAGCUGCAGUCUGAACGUGAUAAAUUCGAAGCUAUCAUUCAGAAGUUGCAGGCGAAGUACCAGCCCCAGCAAAUAGAGAUUACAGAUCUGCGCAAGAAACUCAGAGAUACGGAAGCUCGUUUGGAGGAAGUGGAACGUAUGCAGGCUGAGCAUGAAUCACUCAUGGAAAUGGCGGGACUUGACCGCGAGAUGGCAGAGGAGACGGCCGAUGCAUUCAAACAUGAAUGCGAUGCGCUCCGGUCGAAAAUGGAAGAGCUUCAAUUGGAGGUUGAGGUUCUCCGCGAGGAGAAUGAGGAGUUCAGCCAAGUUACAAGCCCCGAGGAGCGAUCUAGUCAUGGAUGGCUGCAGAUGGAGAAGACCAACGAACGCCUUCGCGAGGCUCUCAUCCGACUCCGUGAUAUGACACAGCAACAAGAAGCAGACCUGAAAGAUCAGAUUAAGGAACUCGAACAAGAUCUUGAGGAAUAUUCUGCUGUGAAAUCCGAGUUCGAAGCGACCAAGGAAAGGUUGUUGGUUGCGGAGACAAAUGUGGAUGACCUCAAACAACAACUAGAGACCGCCCUUGGUGCUGAGGAAAUGAUCGAAGAGCUUGCCGACAAAAAUAUGCACUACCAGGAAGAAAUCAGCGAGCUCAAAGCUGCCAUUGAAGAUCUGGAGGCUCUGAGAGAAAUCAGCGAUGAGCUCGAGUAUACGCAUAUCGAGACUGAGAAACAACUCCAAGAAGAAAUCGAUUACCGCGACGGCGUAUUCAGCGAACAAUCUCGGAAGAUUACCCAACAAGAUGAAGUCAUUGAAGAUUUGGAGUAUACAUUGUCUCGCUUCAGAGAACUAGUGACGAACCUCCAAGCCGAUUUGGAAGAUAUGCGCGCGUCUCAGCAGAUCUCAGAAGCUGAGGCUACUGACCUCACGACACGGUCUCGCGCGAUGAUGGACCUAAACAUGAAACUACAUGCCUCAGUAUCAAAGGCACAGACGAAGUCCAUUGAUGUUGAACUUAAGCGCAUGGAAGCAGAAGAAGCCGCACAACAUCUUUCCAUUGUGAAGCUUUAUCUGCCGGAGUACUAUGAAGGAGAGCGGAAUGCCGUUCUGGCCCUACUUCGAUUCCAACGUGUGAGCUUCAAGGCUACUGUGAUGAGCGGCACAAUUCGUGAGCGCAUAGCUGAGCAAUCAGUAAUCUCCAGCCACGAGGAGAUUUUCAAUGCCUUGGAGGUCUCCGAACAUCUUCUAUGGAUCUCAACAAUUUGCGACCGGUUUGUGACUUACAUCAAUGCCUGCACACCGGAGCAGUUCAACAGCACCAAGGCCGCUUUGUUCGAGAUGGAGCCCGUGGAGCGCACCCUUAAUUUCUGGAUUGAGAAUUUGAAAAAGAACGAAGUUAACAUGGCCAAGUUCGCUGUAGAAUUGCAACGCUCUAUUGCUCUGAUUGCACACCUGGCAGAGACUCUGCUUCCCUCAAGCCCAGAGAACUUUGCGGGUGAGCUGUCAAUGCGCGCCAACUUAUCCCAAUCAUACCUCGACCAUGCUGCUACGGCCAUCUCUCGACUAAAGGCUCUCAUCCAGUCCAAGUUGCCUGCUCCAAAGGAGCUCGGCGAAAGCAAUGAAGCAAAUGAAGGCAACGAGGCCAAUGAGGGCAGUGAAGGUGACAAAGUCGAUACAAGCAAUGAAGAAAUCACCUUUGCUUUCAACAAACUCGAUGCUUUUGUUUCUCAUGCUCGUGGAUACAAGGUAGCGAUGGGCAAGAUUCACCGGGCCGUUGAGGACUUACGUUCGAGAUCUCUUGUUCUUUCAGAGCAGGCCGAUGAGCCAUUCAAAAAAAUCGAGAACUUCACGCGAGAGCUCUCGGAACUUGCUCGGAAGCUGGGCGAAGCUGUGCUGAGUCUGACCAGUGAUGAAGGUCGUGUUGAACCCUAUACUUUGCAAGAGAUAUUGGAGAGCAUGUCGCUAGCCUCCACCGGUCUCAUGCAGGGCCCAGACACUCCCACCGAAAAUAACGACCCACUCUCCCUGCUAGUGAACAAGCUACGCGAUCUGGCCAGUCAACUUGAAGAGCUGGACUCAAUCUCAACAGAUCUGUCUAAGACUACCGAGUUCGAGAGGGGCGCAUUUCCUUGGAUUGCGCGAGCAGAGGAGCUCAAGUCUAACAAGACGAUUUCUCCAGACGCCGACGAAGAGAUUCGCCGCCUCAAGAACGAAGUUCAUGAAGUCUCGACGGCCCUGGGCGUUAAAGACAAUACUCUUGAAGAGCAAGGCAUCAAAAUUGAGCUUCUAGAGUCGCGGAUGAAAGAAGCGAGCAAGAAAGCGUCUAUGGUCAAGGAGCUUGAAGCCAAGAUUGAAGAAAGCCAGAACAUGAGUGCCGAGCUGGAGAAGACCGUCGAGCGACAGAAGAAAGAGCUUCAAACCGCCGAAGCGGAGCGCGACGAGUAUAAGAACCGCCUCGAAAGAAUGAAGCGUGUCUCUGGAACUGCGGGUGUGGCGACUGCAGCUGGGGGCCUUGUCAUCGACAACGAAGCUUCUCUGGCAGCAAUGCACGAGAACGAGUCUCUACGCGCUGAAGUCGAAAGCCUCCAAUCCGCCGUCCGUUAUCUCCGUGAAGAGAACCGCCGUGCAAACCACAUGGACCCAUACUCUGUACAGCGGUCAACAGACAUGUACGCCUGGCUGGAUGCCCCUCUCACUCGUACAACCCCAACGGUAGAGCAAGAGAAGAUCCAGCGCACAGCCCUGGAAAGCCGAGACGUCUUCACCCACCUCCUCAAACUGACCAAGGACUCCCGUGUCCCAGACCUCAAAUCCACAAUGGUCCCACAGGAACGCGAGGAAGAUACCGUCAACCGCACCGCAUGGCGCCCAUCCAAAUCUCGACUCAGAUACCAAGUUCUACGCCAACGCGAGAACUUCGAACACUGGUCCGAAUGGCGCGACGACAUCGUCAAUCAUGAACGCGAACAAGACCGACUGGCUGCCGCUAAGCGCGAGCGUGCUCUACGUGACCGCAUGCCGAAACAUGCCCAUAAAGCUUCUGUCGAGUUCCCCCAGGGUCUUGGACAUGGCAUGAUGGGACGUGCGUGGCAAAUCCUCGGCAUGCAGAAUUCUCACAAGAACAGCUCAAGUGGACCUGCUCCUGAUGGUGUAGAGAUUGUUUCGUCGGAAUGA
Molecule: messenger RNA, 4143 nt
Organism: Penicillium longicatenatum
Lineage: Eukaryota; Fungi; Ascomycota; Eurotiomycetes; Eurotiales; Aspergillaceae
Exons: 2
Coding region: 1-4143 (1380 amino acids)
Biological process (GO): establishment of mitotic spindle orientation; nuclear migration involved in conjugation with cellular fusion
Cellular component (GO): cell tip; spindle; spindle pole body
Source: RefSeq, a predicted model, not a curated record